Molecule: messenger RNA, 2646 nt
Organism: Erigeron canadensis
Lineage: Eukaryota; Viridiplantae; Streptophyta; Magnoliopsida; Asterales; Asteraceae
Product: scarecrow-like protein 14
Exons: 2
Coding region: 268-2496 (742 amino acids)
Biological process (GO): regulation of DNA-templated transcription
Cellular component (GO): nucleus
Molecular function (GO): DNA-binding transcription factor activity; sequence-specific DNA binding
Source: RefSeq, a predicted model, not a curated record
CAUGUCCAGAUCCCCAUCAUUACACACACACCAAACUAUGUGCAUAUACACACCUCCCCUGUUAUACACACACACUCGCUCCUCUGUUUCUAUCUGACCUUAAACUCACAACUUUUUCUUUAUCUUUCUCUGCACGCCGUACAAAAGCCACCACUUUUAAGGUUGUAUGAGAAGUUGGGAUCUCUAUAAAAGGAUAAUCCUGGUGCCUUUCAUGCCUGUUGAAGCUUGGUUUUUUAUAGUUUGUUUAAAAGGUGAUUAAAACAGUAUAUGUUAAUGGAGCCACGAAAAAAUGAAGUUUAUGAUCACAUCAAUGGUUUCACACCAUAUGAUGAUGAUAUCUUGCCAAUCUUUGAUCAUAAUUCAAGUGUUGGUAAUGGUUAUAGAUUCAAAGACGAAAGUUUAGAUUUCAGCUUCUUAGACCUUCCUAACCCUGUGCAUGACCCUGAAACGAACCUGGACCUUGGUGGUUUAAGUGUGUCCCCUAGUAAAGAGGACUCUCCAGAUGAGUUCAAUGAUUAUGUGUUUGACUUCAUAGACCAAAUUCUCGUGGAAGAGAAUGUGGAAGGAAUGCAAAGUUUGUUUUAUGACCCUUUGGAAUUACAAGCCACUGAGAGAUCGUUGUAUGAAGCCCUUGGUGAGGAAUACCCUUAUUCUCAACCACAGGUUACAUUAUCUGCAAAUGUUGAAAACUCAGAAGAUAAUGUUGUUGGGAGUUCAGGUGAUUUUAGUACUAAUAGUAGCACGAGUUAUGGCAACUACCCUCAUCCCGAUUGGUCUGGCGGUUACAAAUUGGAUUCAAAUUCGUCAGUUGCACAAGCUCAGUCCGUUGAUCAUGCCCCAUUUUGGUCAUAUGAUUCUAAUACUAGUGUCACGAAUGCUGAAAUGUUGAAUACACACGUAGCACAGAAUAUAUUCACGGAUAGUGAGUCUAUCAAGCAGUUCAAUAGAGGAAUGGAGGAAGCUAGCAGAUUUUUACCAUUAAGUAAACCUCUUGUUAUUGAUUUGGAUCAGUACGACUUGCCUCAAGAUUCAAAAGAUGAUUCUCCAAAGAUCGUAGUCAAAGUGGAGAAAGUGGAGAAAGUCGAAAAAGAUAAGCCGUCCAAUGGGCUUAAGGGAAGGAAGCAUUAUCAGUCAGAGGACAAUGUUUUUGAGGAAGAGCGAAGCAGCAAGCAAUCUGCUGUUUAUGUGGAAGAAGAUGAGUUAUCUGAAAUCUUCGAUAGAGUUCUUCUCGGUGCUGAUGCUAAUGGAAACCUGAUACCAUGUCAUAGAGAACUACCUAUUAAUGUAAACCACAAAUCACAGCAAAAUGGGCCAACAGGUGGCUCUAAUAAUAGCCGUGCUGCUAGAAAACAGACGGCUAAAGCUAUUGAUCUUAGUACCCUGUUAGUAAACUGUGCCCAAGCGGUUGCUGCUGGUGACCAGAGGUCAGCAUAUGAACAGUUAAAUCAGAUAAGACAGCACACAUCUACUUCUGGUGAUGCUUCACAGAGGUUAGCUCAUGUAUUUGUUACCGGUAUUGAGGCUCGUUUGGCUGGAACUGGUUCUCAACUCUAUGCAGCUAAAUGUGCCUCAAGGAUCUCGGCUGUUGACAAGUUGCUGGCGUAUCAAGUUUUUCUUUCAGCUUGCCCCUUCAAGAAGGUUGCCAUGAUUUUUGCUAACAAAACAAUAUUUGAUUCAGCUUCAACCUCGUCAACUAUCCAUAUAGUGGAUUUCGGUAUUGCAUACGGGUUUCAGUGGCCCGUUUUUAUUAAACAUCUUUCAAACAGACCUAAUGGGCCACCUAUGCUGAGGAUUACUGGAAUAGAGUACCCCCAACCGGGUUUUCGCCCAGCUGAAAGGUUAGAGGAGACGGGUCGACGUUUAGCCAAUUAUUGUAAACGGUUCAAUGUCCCGUUUGAGUAUAAUGCCAUAGCAAGUCAAAAUUGGGAGACAAUUAAAAUUGAAGACCUCAAGCUUCAAAGAAACGAAUUUUUAGCAGUCAACUGUUUGGCCCGGUUCCAGAACUUGCUGGAUGAGACUGUUUGUGUAGAGAGUCCAAGAGACCAGGUUUUGAAGCUGAUUCGUGAUAUGAAACCAGAUAUUUUUGUUCAUGAAGUCAUUAAUGGAGCUUAUAGUUCUCCAUUCUUUGUGACUCGUUUCAAGGAAACUCUAUUUUACUACUCUGCAUUGUUUGAUAUGUUUGAUGCCACUAUCGAGCGUGAGAAUGAGCAAAGGUUGAAUUUUGAAAAGCAGUUUUUUGGGCGUGGAGCUAUGAACGUGAUAGCGUGUGAAGGUGCUGAACGGGUUGAGAGACCAGAAUCCUACAAGCAAUGGCAGGUGCGAGUAUCACGGGCUGGGUUCAAGUUGAAACCACUGAACCAGGAUCUUGUUGAAAAGUUGAGAUGUAAGAGGGAAGGGUAUCAUAAAGAUUUCGUAUUUGAUGAAGAUCGUAAAUGGAUAUUACAAGGAUGGAAGGGGCGGAUACUGUAUGCUAGUUCUUGUUGGGUACCUGUUUAGGAGUCUUUCUACUUCAGUUCACUAAAUGGUCAGACAGUAGUAGAUGAAUAUGUCCAAUAUUGUAAUGUAGUAUUCAUGUUUUCAUUUAAUUAAUUUUACAUAUUUAAACUUAUAUGAAGUUAUUAAUAGAGGUUCUAAUUUUGGCUGCUA